GUAUUAAUAUAUCGUCACGUCCCUCCAUCUCUCUCCGGCGGUUAUCCACCAUCUCGCGCGCACUCCGUCUCUCUCCUUCCCUCAAUUUACUUCAUUGAUCAACAGGUUUAUAUAUUUACAAGGAAAAACCUAAGAACAUGUCUUAAAUGGAUAGCAUUAAUUGUUGAAGUUUCUUGUUGCCUCAUAAUAUAGAAAUAGACUAGAAUAAUUUUGUGUUGCGUUAUUUCCAAUUGAUCUUUGAAUUUAGUGAAUUAAGGAGACGAGCGGUUGGGCGGGCAAUGAAGGGCAGGGGGAAGAGGAAGUUUUUCAAGUGCCUGGAACCGUCAGGUGUACACGACGGCGCCGCAGAAAUGGUCGAUGACGCCGGUAAAUCUAAACGCUCCAAUAGCGGCGGCGAUGCUUUUGAUGGGUUCCCACGGGAUUUUUCGUCGUCGUCCCACGACGGGGACUUGGCAAAACAUAGGGAAGCGAAAUCUCGUAGAAGCAUAUCUCGCCUCAUCAAAGCCAUCCUUUUCGAAACGUCUCUGUCACGGAAAUUUCAAAAGAAAGGGCUGUGUCUUCCAAUCUUAGAAUCAAAAGAUGAACAUUUGUUGUCUGAAGAAACAGAGAGGGCAAAAAAGUCGUUGUCGGGAAAACAAUCAGAAGAAAUUCUGGGCGGGAGCCGUUCAUCGGACAACAUGUGGGACUGUUCGUCCUUAUCCACGACCACGGCAUCCUCUUCCCGUGCAUCUUCGAGGUCAGCGUCGGACAGAAUCAGGACAUUCGAGCCGACAAACUUAAACGAAGAGACGGCGGCGGCUUCCAUGAUGAAGGCGGGCAACAUGGCUCCGAUUUUGAAACCACCUAAAUCGACGGCGGAAUGGAAGGACCCACCUCAUGUUCCAAAACACAAGGCGGCGGCGGCGAAGCGUUAUUGUUGCUACCCUAAAAGUAGUAGUCGGGGAAGCAUAAGAGUAAUCUGUUUCGUGAUAAUAUCGCUGAUGGCGUUGGUGUUUGGGGGGAAAGUUUUGGCCAUUAUUUUGACUUCAAUUUGGCUGUAUUUGGUGCCUCACCCUUCUUUCGGCCAGCGGUUGCUUCAGCCUCACUGCGGCCUAGUCGUCGACGACGGAGUCGUGUCCAAAGAAACCACCGCAAGUCGAUUGGUGUCUGUCCACGCCCUUAAUUAAUUAAUCUCCAUCAUUUUACUCAUUGUUGGGGUUUUGUUUUAUUUCUUUAUCCUUGUUACUUAAGAAACUAAGAAAACGUGCUUUUCAACGUUGCUUGAAAAUGUUAAAAAAGUGUUUUCAAC
Molecule: messenger RNA, 1288 nt
Organism: Cuscuta europaea
Lineage: Eukaryota; Viridiplantae; Streptophyta; Magnoliopsida; Solanales; Convolvulaceae
Source: the annotation of a GenBank genome assembly